AUGGGAAAAUCCAGCAGAAAAAACAAGAACAAGGUCGCCCCGGUAGACUCAACGGAUGCGGAUGUGAAGGCGUUCAAUUACGCGGAAGACCCAGAAAAGAUGGCUCACAAUGAGCUUGUGGACAAUAUGGAGAAACUUGAUAGCAAUAGCUCCAAAGACCGAACCGACGCUCUCAUCACCAUCAACUCCUUGUUGAGAUCCAAACCAACAUUCACCUUCGUCUGCAGAUACCACGACGUGAUGAGUGCAGUCUUGACACUCAAAAACAAGCCGGACCCUGAGGCGGAGCAACUCGUGACACUCAUGUGUCUAUUCACUCUCCACGGCGGGAAACUCAUCACCGACUUGAUAUUCGAGCCAAUGUCCCAAAUGCGAUCGAUUCUGCAGGAUGAGUCGAGAAGUGUGGCUCUUCGGAUGGCAUGUGCCAACACUUUGGCUAUUAUUACUUCCAUAUGCUGUGAGGACGGAUUUGCCAACGGGAUGGCGUGCAAGUCUGUUUGGUCUUCGAAAACUGAGGGAGAUGGAAAACUCAUCGCCACCGCCCUAACCUCUUGGUGCUUUAUCAUCCUCGCUGACGCUGAGACUAUCGAGGAGGCGGAGUCAAGCCAACCGAAAAUAGUCACUCUCCUAUCACAUAAGGAUCUGGAGGUCCGCCUAGCAGCGGCGCGAACACUGGCAUACCUCCAGGAGUGCAUGCACGAAGCACAAGAAGAUUUCGUCGGUUUUCCGAAUGAAGAUCAUGUCUUGAAUGUUCUGAGAGAAAUGAUGAAAAACGAGAAGAGGACGAGUAAGAAGGACAGAAAAGAGCAGAGGAAGGGAGUCCGUGAUGUGUUGGAGUACCUUGAGACGAAGGAAGACGUCGCCGUGGAAUAUGUGGAGAAUCAUGGAAAGGAGACACUUCAUUUGAACUCAUUCCGCAUGAAAAUGGCAUAUGGUUUAUGUUGUGAUGUGUUGAAGGGGGGAGUUCAAGUGCAUCUCAAGAGUAAUCCAGUAUUAAGGAAUUUGUUUGGCUGGGACCCAACGCCAUUGGGCGCAUAG
This is a messenger RNA of Caenorhabditis remanei, 1038 nucleotides long. RefSeq lists its product as uncharacterized. The transcript has 2 exons. The record is from RefSeq and is a predicted model, not a curated record. NCBI's taxonomy places the organism in Eukaryota, Metazoa, Nematoda, Chromadorea, Rhabditida, Rhabditidae. Bases 1 to 1038 code for a protein of 345 amino acids.